This is a messenger RNA of Cordyceps fumosorosea ARSEF 2679, 1650 nucleotides long. Its product is annotated as Phosphoglycerate mutase. The transcript is spliced from 2 exons. NCBI's taxonomy places the organism in Eukaryota, Fungi, Ascomycota, Sordariomycetes, Hypocreales, Cordycipitaceae. The record is from RefSeq and is a predicted model, not a curated record. The coding region runs from base 1 to 1650 and encodes 549 amino acids. Gene Ontology annotation, molecular function: phosphatase activity.
AUGGCCAAGCCCAGACUCAUCAUCCUCAUCCGCCACGCCCAGUCCGAGGGAAACAAAAAUAGAGACAUUCACCAGGCCGUCCCCGACCACCGCGUCAAGCUCACCGCCGACGGCUGGAACCAAGCCUACGACGCCGGCCGCCGACUGCGUGCCCUCCUCCGCCCCGAUGACAAAGUCCAGUUCUUCACCUCACCCUACCGCCGCACACGUGAUACCACAGAGGGCAUCCUGACAACGCUCACCUCCGACGAUGUCGACUCCGGCCCGUCCCCGUUCCGCCGCGCCGCCAUCAAGGUCUACGAGGAACCCCGGCUUCGCGAGCAGGACUUUGGCAACUUCCAGCCCUGCAGCGCCGAGAUGGAGCGCAUGUGGCAGGAACGUGCCGACUACGGCCACUUCUUCUACCGCAUCCCCAACGGCGAGAGCGCCGCCGACGCCUACGACCGCGUCAGCGGCUUCAACGAGAGCCUCUGGCGCCAGUUCGGCGAGGACGACUUCGCCAGCGUCUGCGUCCUCGUCACCCACGGCCUCAUGUCCCGCGUCUUCCUCAUGAAGUGGUACCACUUCACCGUCGAGUACUUUGAGGACCUGCGCAACAUCGACCACUGCGAGUUCCUCGUCAUGCGCAGGCAGGACAACGGCAAGUACAACCUCGAGACGAAGCUGCGCACCUGGUCCGAGCUUAAGCGGGAGCGCGCGGCCCUCAAGGAGAAGGAGCGGGAGAAGGAAAGGGGAAAAGUCGGCGGCACGGCGGCGGCGGCUGACGGGACACCGGCUAAGGACGAGGUCAAGCUCCAGCGCAACAAGACGUUUGUCGUCACCCGCCGAUGGGGUGGCUGCCCGGAUGGCUGCAACCACACGAGCAAGUAUCUUAAGCGGCAGGACCUCGAGUCGCUGCGCCAAAAUGACAUUGAGCAGGCGGCCCAGUCGUCCCGCAAGGCCGCUAACAACGGCAGCAACGGCCACCACCACCACCGUCACCGGCCGCGACCCGCCAUCAGCUCCGACGACGAAGAUGACGAUCACGGCGCCACCCCAUCAUCCAGCACCACUGCCAGCCCCGAUAGGAAGAAGCAGCAGCCGCCACCCGUACAUGUCUCUCGCGCCACUACCACCACCGCUGCCGAAGAGGCCGACGACGACGGUACCACGGUGGCUCCCUCUGAGCAGCAGCCCACGUUAAAGUCCCCGCCGUUUGUGCACCUCGGGCGCGACUUUGGCGGCAGCUACUCCGGGCACGCCUCCGUCGCCGACUCCGACAGCGACAAGCCCGACGACGAAGCCGGCGGCCUGCACCGCCGCCGUCGCCGCGGCAGCAUCCUCAACUCCGUCGAGGCCCGCCUGCUGCAGUCCACCAUCAACAGCCACCACCACCACCACCACCAUCACACCCGGCAGCUCUCCACGGGGAGCAGCGUCGCCAGCCCCGGCAUCGGCCCGUUCGCUAAUAGGCUGGGCGAUGCGCCGCCGCUGAGCGACUCUGAAUCCGGCGACGGCGGCGUGGCAGAGAAGAAAAACAAGCAGGACAAGCAGAAGGAGGAGGAGGAGGUGGUGGUGGUGGUGAUGAGGGGCGGCAAGGAAGAUGCCGAGGAUGGGGAUCUCGAGGCCGCGGAGCAGGCGGAUCGGAGUAUCCAGGGAAGCGUGUACUAA